CUUGCUUUUCAAUUUCAACAAAAAUUGAUCCUCGGUUGAAGUAUGAACAAAGAUGCAAGUGAUCAUAGCGAACAGUAGCCAGAUUCUCUGCUGAGUAACACAGCGUUCGGUAAAAUCAGGGGUUCAACCAAAGUUAUUGUCAGCUUCAUGUCUUGGCAUUUGGCUCUCUAGAACAGGAAACGCCUUUCCACCUAGGGGACAAGUUGAGUCGUGUGUCAUGCUGUUUUGAUUGUCUUUUUUCUGUGUUUUUAUGCAACUCCUCGCGCUCUAUUCCGCAGAACCUCUUAUUCUGUCGGGUGUGUGGUUCAAUUGUCUCCCAUCUGCACAUCACAUGACCCCAUUCAUCAGGUGUCGUUGAUUUGAUGAUUCUUAUUAAUACGUCAGUUUUCGUGUGAGGCUUCUGGACGUCAUUCGAGCUAGAUAUCUGUUAGAUGCCAUGCUGAUAUGCUCACAGACGUUGUAUGCGGACUUGUUCAACUGCCGACGGUCCGAAGUUGACCACCAUUUCAGCCGCAUCUUCUCCAUCUGAAGUUCAAACCAACCAUGCGUACAGUACAGCAAAACUUGGCACGAGUCUGUGUGAUUGCAUCUUGCUUGGAGCGCACUGCUGUGUUUUUGAAGUGCUGAUCGAUUGUACUUCUGCCAAGACGACACUGUAACAUGUUCUGUCUCAUCGACGCGUGUUUGGCUGACGAUCACGGCAUACGGACACUUUAUCGGACCGCCAGCAAGCUAUAAGCUUUUGAUUGAUACAGAUAAAGAGGAUCGAUGGCGCAAAGCAUUAAUGCAUAUUCUGAGCGAAACACCAGGAUGGCGCCAGAUGAACCGUUCUCGUGUCAAGCUUUCAAAAAUCGCCCAGUGAUCUGGGGCAAAGGUCAUUCCGUGGUCUUGGCCAUGUCCACCUCCACUUGAAACGACCAGAUUUAUACUUUGAGCCAGUCUGAACGAUGGGGGUGAAGACUAGACAGGUGGGCGGCCAAAGAGCACACUCCCUGAAAGGGCAUCGCCAACUGUUUGUACAUCCCCAGACCGGAGGGAUAUUGUAGUUGCGGAAUGUGGUCCCGGUAUCAGGUCAACCCACUUCACCCGUUGCUUGUACAUUUUAAAUUUACAUGAUAUUCAGCCCUGCCCCCGCGACUUCAACUUUGAAAACUGGGGUGCUGGAUACCUGGAUUUUCUCAGUAUUCUAUUCUUGGCUAAUAUUUUACGGCCUCCUGGAGAGAGCCUUUCAAUUCUUUCACGGACGAAAUGACGGACCGAGCUGGCAAUGGAACGGCGGAGGCGAAUUUGGGCCGCGUACAACUUCGAAGCGAAGAUGGAGGCAUCAUCUUGGUCCCGAAGCCAUCGAGCGAUCCGAAUGAUCCCCUAAAUUGGUCACAACCUUUCAAGUACUAUAUUGCAGUGGUGACAUGUGCUGGUAUGCUCAUGACCACGUUUCUGGCUGCCGGUCCAUCUGUAGCACUGGUGGAAAUUGCUACCGAUUUUGCCGGUGGUGAUCGUUCAAAGCUGGGAGAAGUGAUUCCACAAGUUGCCUAUUUCUUCACUGUCUCCGCCCUAACCCAAGGCACCGGGAAUCUAAUUUGGCAACCUCUCAUCAACAAAUAUGGUCGGCGACCCAUGUAUAUCAUCUCGUUUUCUGGUUACCUUGGGACAGCGAUCUGGUCCGGGUUGACACUGAAUUAUGCCAGUGAACUCGUUGCUAGAAUUCUCUUGGGAUUUUUCUCUGGAGCUGGAGAAUGUCUUGGUCCAGGAACUAUUUCUGACCUGUUCUUCCUCCACGAAAGAGGCUCAAUGAUGGCUCUUUACAGUUUUGCUGUUGGAUCUGGAGUCUCUAUUGGAAUCAUAGCCAGUGGUUUCAUCGUUUUGAAAAAUAAAUGGCAAACGAUCUAUUUCGUUGGAGCGGCAUUGAUUGGAGGCCUUCUUCUCCUCAUCAUCUUCACCAUGCCCGAAACGUCCUACAAUCGAACGUAUGAUGAUCAAGUGGAUGAUGACAUGCCCAAAUCAAAGCGAACUGACUACCGCCUCUCGCUAUCUAUCAUCCUCGAUGAAUCCGAUAAAGCAAGGGUGGCACGCUACUACGAAAAGAACGACCGACUGGCGAAGAUGGGUUCUUCGGAUGAUUAUUCCGUCAUUGAGCUCUUUGAGGAAAGAAUACGUCGACUUGAAGAAGCUGUUCUUGGCAACAGACAAUAUGCACCUCUCUCAAAUGGUAUUCGAUCGGUAAAGAAGUCCUACUGGAGUACAUUGGCCCUGUUCACUGGGGAGAUCUAUACCAGUCAAUCGCUUUGGACCAUGUUCGCACGUCCGUUUGGAAUGAUCCUACUGCCUCCUGUGCUGUGGGCAACUUCUGUCAUGGCGACUCUUGUCGGCUUCAGCGUCGCACUUUCCUCAACGUUUGCAAAUGACUUUGCUGUCGCCUACAACUUCACCGCUUUUCAAUCCGGACUGGCAUUUUUCGGGAGUCUGGUGGGAGGUAUCCUCGGCGUGCCUGCCGGAGGUCCAGUUGGAGAAAUCGUUGCGAACUACUUCACCACUCGAAACCGAGGGGUUCGUGAGCCUGAAUUUAGACUGCCUGCAAUGGCGAUCUCCAUCAUUACUGCACCUCUCGGACUCGUUCUCUAUGGUGUGGGUCUGGAGCAUAAAAUGCAUUUCAUGGUGCCUGUUACUGGUAUAGGGUUGCGUGAGUAUAACUAAUCCAUUCACUCACCGGAUUGAUUAUUGACAAAUGGCAGUAUCAUUCUCCCUAGGCCAAGCGAUGAAUAUCUCAUUCGUCUAGUAAGUCAAGUAUUGGAGCGCAGAGAUUGAUCGGCUGACAUAUUUUAGUACCCUUGAUGCAUAUGGACCUGUCGCUGGAGAAGUCACAAUCGCCCAACUCGCGUUCAAAUGUAAGUCAUUUCAAUCUUGCGCCAGAAAGUCGUUUCAAGACGAUGCUUGGGACCGUGUCCAGUCAUCCAGAUCGUUGCUAAGAUUGAAUAGCUGUCAUUGGAUUCGGUCUCUCAGCAACUACCAAUUCAUGGAUUGCUAGUUCGGGACUAGUAGUUGCACUCAGCGAGAUGGCCGGUAUAACCGCCUUCGUUCUUCUGCUCUCAAUUCCCAUGUUCUUCUGGGGAGCGAGGCUGAGGAGGUGGAGUCUGGGGUGGCCAAUUGUGAAGUUCGUGAGAUGGGAGGGUUUGUGAAGUUGGAAUACGUCUUGAAUUGAUUUAUUUUAGUCAUGCGCAGAGGUCUACUUCCACUGGCUCUGGAAGUGCUGCCUCUUAUCAGAAGCCUGUUGCGCAAAAGGGUUCAGGGCAAGUCACGUGUGGAUAUGCACACUCCAGAAACCGCUUGCCAUAUUACACGUCCCUCGUUUUCGAUGCACUUUAGAAUAUAAUAAUGAAUUCUUCACAUA
This is a messenger RNA of Cadophora gregata, 3388 nucleotides long. RefSeq lists its product as uncharacterized. Gene Ontology annotation, molecular function: transmembrane transporter activity. The record is from RefSeq and is a predicted model, not a curated record. The transcript is spliced from 4 exons. Bases 1249 to 2694 code for a protein of 481 amino acids. NCBI's taxonomy places the organism in Eukaryota, Fungi, Ascomycota, Leotiomycetes, Helotiales, Ploettnerulaceae. Gene Ontology annotation, biological process: transmembrane transport.